Molecule: messenger RNA, 876 nt
Organism: Lymnaea stagnalis (great pond snail)
Lineage: Eukaryota; Metazoa; Mollusca; Gastropoda; Lymnaeidae
Source: the annotation of a GenBank genome assembly
CUUGGCGUCGUCGGAAAUGGCAUUAACGUCGUCGUACUCUCCAGCCCCAAGUUCAGGGACACGACGAGUUUCCUCCUGCUGAGCCUGUCGGUGGCUGACUUUUUCGCCUCGGUGACCGAAUUGCUUUUUAGGCUCCCGAAUGUCAUCAUGUACUUUCAGCUCAGGCUGGCAGAUGCCGUGUUUUGUUUUUACAUGACGUACAUCUACUUUUGGAAUCUUCACUUUGUGUAUGUCAGUAUUUUUUAUGUAUCGUUGGUAGCUGUUGAGCGCAUGAUUGCAGUUUGUUUCCCAUUUCAUGUUGCGAGCCUGGUGACUAUGUUCCGCGUAAAAUUUAUCACCGUUACGGGGUUCAUGUUUUACGCUGCACUGUUCUCUCCUAACCUAAACAUGCUGUACACCAUCCGAUCUUACGACAGAAACAAUGAAACAAGCUUAAGAAUGGCUUAUACAGAUUUCUACAAAGAAAAUUAUGAGCUCCUAAUUGUUUACAGACAAGCUGUCUCGAUACUCUUCGUUUACGCACUUCCGAUUCUAACAAUAACUGUGUGUACUGCGAUGGUAACAAGCGCCAUGGCUUUGAACUGGAGAAAUCUAAAGAAACUCUCUUCAAGCCAUUCGGCUAAAAGACUUAAGGAAAUGAAGUCAUCAAAAACUGCGCUGUGUGUUUGCCUUUCGAUGGCGGUCUUUAUUUUAAUACCAUCAUUCGUCUUCGAUAUGCUGAGUGUGUUUAGAGAAGACUUAUUCCCUCAAAAUAGAAACAGAUCAACUGUUAUAUACUAUGCGAUGACGUUGAUUUACGAGUUGAACUCCUUUUUAAACUUUAUCAUUUACGUCGCCACUAGCUCCAAAUUUGCCAGAGAGUUUAAGGAAUUAUUU